UUUAACUAGUGAGAGGAAGAGGUUCGAGGCAAGGAUCUCUAGCAUUAUCAAACACUCUCAUCUUCUUCCUACACUCCAAAAAAAUCUUCUCCUCUCUCUUUAAUCACACGUACAUGAUGGACGCGAGGAUCUGCUGCUGCGUCUUCUCGUUCCUUUGUAUCGCUCCAAAUUUUAUUAUUUUUCUCGUUUUUUUAACACCAAUGAAAGAUCCGGUGCCAAAAGUAGAAUUAGCUUCUAUGGAUUUCACGGUGCUUAGUAUUACGCAGACUCGUCUCAGUGCAAAGUGGGAAUUGUCCAUAAGGAUCCCUGAAGAUCUUCCUGGUGAGUAUAUAUGCCUUCAAGGAGAUUUUCAAGCUUCAUUUCUCUACAAGAAUGUUACUCUUGUUACAUCAUCUCCACAAAAAUACUACGGUCUCAAUUACCGCUUGCCUCAGAUUCUUAAAGUUUCAGCCGUUGUCUCCGGGGAAGAUAUGGGCGGUUCCAUUGGAAAAUAUCUCAUGGAAGAUGUUAAAGAGAAGAAGCAAGUGCAGUUUGGAUUGCUAUUUUCUCUUACGGACUGCAGAAAAAAGACGUCGGGAGUUAUGAGCUAUAAGUGCCAUGAGGCUACAUUGAUGUUCGAACCCGGAUCCGAGAUAAAGGCGUCUGUGUUUGGGAAGCAUCCAAGCUGCAUCAAUUUCUGACCAAGUCCACGUCAUCACUAGUUUAAUCUUAGGUUUGGAAAAAAUUUGACAUUACUAAUUAGGGCAAGGGGCUUUAUUUGUAAUGACUUUAGCUUUGGUUAGACUACUAUGGGGUCUAAUGUUUAUUAUAUGACAUUUAAAUAUUUUCUAGGACCUAUUUAAAAUGCAAGGUUUAGAUUGUGGAAGACUUCGGUUAAGCUUG
Messenger RNA from Camelina sativa (false flax), 882 nucleotides. RefSeq lists its product as uncharacterized. The record is from RefSeq and is a predicted model, not a curated record. NCBI's taxonomy places the organism in Eukaryota, Viridiplantae, Streptophyta, Magnoliopsida, Brassicales, Brassicaceae.